AAUACGUAAAAUCCAGAGCGAUGUCUCUUUGUCAUAAACUAGUAAAACGAGUAAAGCAAAUAUUGUAGCGUUGCGCUGCUUGUUUUCUCAAAUUAGUUUCGCCAGGUCGGGAUGUUUUUAUCCUCAUCAUGGAGACAAAACGAGGGGAGAUUCCUAACGGCGUUUUGGACGACCUUUGCAGCCGCUUCAUCCUUCACAUCCCCAGUGAAGAAAGGGACAAUGCAAUCAGAGUAUGCUUCCAGAUUGAACUUGCCCAUUGGUUUUACCUGGACUUUUGCAUGCAGAAUUCACCAGGAUUGCCUCAGUGUGGGAUAAGGGACUUUGCCAAAGCUGUUUUUAAUCACUGUCCGUUUCUGCUGCCCCAAGGAGAGGACGUGCAAAAAGUUUUAGAACAGUGGAAGGAGUAUAAGAUGGGUGUUCCUACAUAUGGUGCAAUUAUUCUUGAUGAGACGUUUGAGAAUGUAUUGCUGGUCCAGGGAUAUCUGGCCAAGUCUGGAUGGGGCUUUCCUAAAGGAAAAGUCAAUGAAGACGAGGCACCCCAUGACUGCGCUGUACGAGAGGUUCUGGAAGAGACGGGUUUUGAUAUCCGUGACCGUAUCUGCAAAGACACUUUCAUUGAGCAGAAGAUCACAGAUCAGCUGGCUCGGCUGUACAUAAUCCCAGGAGUCUCAAAGGAGACAAAGUUCAAUCCCAAAACUCGAAAAGAAAUAAGGAACAUUGAGUGGUUCCCUGUUGAGAACCUGCCAUGUCACAGGAAUGACAUGACUCCUAAAUCCAAACUUGGACUGGCUCCCAACAAGUUUUUCAUGGCCAUUCCAUUCAUCAGACCUCUCAGAGAAUGGAUUGCCAAGCACAAAGUGGAGUCGACAAGCAGUGAUGAGGAUUUUGCUUCCAAUGGCAGCACUCCAUGCAAACCUCUAGACAGAGUCCACUCUAAACCAAGAAGGACUCAGAUGUUGACUGAGGCAUCUCCAGGAGAUGGCUGGUCAAAGCAAAAGCAGCAGAAAGCUUUUGCACAACCUGGUCAAUAUGAACUUGCAGACUUCUUGAAAGUCAAGAACCACAAUGUGAAAGGUAAUGGUAAAAAACACCAGGACUCUCCAAACAUGAAGAAGAGGACAAAUGGGGUUGGUGGCUCACAGAGAGACGACAAAAAGCUCCAGCCUAGAAGACUGCAGGACAACUUUGACAUGGAUGCAGGAUGUGACAUUUAUGCCCCUAAUGGACAGUCGGAGCGUUCCCUUGGUGACUAUAAUGGUGACUAUGAGCAGAUCCUCUCUUCCAGCUCCUUCCUCAGCUUCAAGUUUGACCGAGAGGCUAUCAUGAAGUGCUUCGACUCGUGAAACUCGUUCUUUCUGUCAGUCAGAAAAUGCUUUCCACCUUUUUUUUUAAAUGUGAUCCUCUGUGUCAGCCACAUUAGCAAAUUCAUCCAGUUAGUCAGAGGAAGAGCUCCUUCACAGAGCUCAAAUCAGGGACACCAAUUGUAAUGUGUUGUUGGACCAAUGUGACAAAGUGAGAGGUCUAACUUUUUUUCUCUGGAAACCUGAAAUGUAAGCUGAUGAUGUGGAACAGACAUGUUGUUUACUUUUAGAUAAUCAAAGAGAAGAUUAAGAGAAUUCACUGCAUCUUUUGUCUUUGGCUGGUAUGCGAUCAUGGGAGUUGCUUCUUAUCGAAGACGCAUGAUACCAUAACAGAGAACACAGAUUCUUUGUUUGAGCACAUACAUUUGCACCUGCUGUUGAGACUAGAGCUG
Messenger RNA from Chanos chanos (milkfish), 1753 nucleotides. RefSeq names its product decapping mRNA 2 (gene dcp2). Gene Ontology annotation, biological process: deadenylation-dependent decapping of nuclear-transcribed mRNA; nuclear-transcribed mRNA catabolic process, nonsense-mediated decay. The record is from RefSeq and is a predicted model, not a curated record. The coding region runs from base 129 to 1343 and encodes 404 amino acids. Gene Ontology annotation, molecular function: manganese ion binding; RNA binding; 5'-(N(7)-methylguanosine 5'-triphospho)-[mRNA] hydrolase activity. Gene Ontology annotation, cellular component: cytoplasm; P-body. The transcript has 11 exons. Lineage: Eukaryota; Metazoa; Chordata; Actinopteri; Gonorynchiformes; Chanidae.